Molecule: messenger RNA, 1750 nt
Organism: Triticum aestivum (bread wheat)
Lineage: Eukaryota; Viridiplantae; Streptophyta; Magnoliopsida; Poales; Poaceae
Exons: 2
Coding region: 132-1553 (473 amino acids)
Source: RefSeq, a predicted model, not a curated record
GCCGCAACCAACAGCGGAAGGCAUUCUUCCCCUCUCCCCUGAAUCAUCAAAAAGAAAAGAAACGAGACCUUCCUCUCGAGACGAACCCUAGAUCCGUUCUGACCUUCCGUCUGCUUCCUGUUCCGUACGACAUGGCUGCUCGUCGGCGUCUUCAUCCGCCACUCGGUGCGGAGCUCUCCCGCUCUCACCCUCGCUGGGUGAUGCUAGAUCGCUUCGUCCACUACAAGGCGUACGCGGGUGAGGCUGUUGCGGAGGAGGUAAUGGACGGCACGCAAUCGGCGAUCUCCUCUACCUGCACCAACAUAAGCAUCGCCGUCUCUCUCAGGGUUGCUGAACCGCCCGCUGUGUCCCGUCUCUACCUCCACUGGCCCGAGCGAUUCAUGACGGCGUCGUUGAGCCAGGUGAGUCAGCCGUUCAUCAUCGCGGCUCACGGCCGCUCCAUACUUUUCCAGGCGCAGGCCCCCUUCGUUGGAGAUAGCUGUCCGGCAUUCUACUAUUACCCCAUGGACUAUUUCCUCUACACAGCCUCUGACUCAGAGAAGUCUCCUUGUCUCAUGCGACUCCCGCCUUGCUUCGAUGGUGGGGACAAGAACCCGGACGUGGAUUUGUACUUCCACCCGUACCGUCUCCAGCAGCUGCGAUCUAUGUGGCGUGAUGACAUUGGCCUCCUUUGCCGUGGCAAGGGGGAGUUCGUGGUGGCGCAGCUCACAUUUGGCGGCCAGCUCUGCGUGCUACACCAUAAACCUGGGGAGGAGCAGGGCGACAUGAAUUGGAGCGUCGAAAAUAUGCCCUUACCUGACGGCGAUGACAUCCCAAACCUGCUGCGUGGUUCGUGGCAAACGGACGCCGUCGUCCCCUAUGGUGAUUGUUACCUGUGCUGGGCGGAUUGCUACCUGGGCUUGCUUUUUGUCGGUGUCAUUGACAAGCGGACGAAGCCCCCGUGCUACGUCCCCUUACCUGAUGGUCUGGAUUCCAAUCGUCUGUGCAUUGACCCAGGGUAUCCUGACCCGGCCCGUCGUGUCUGUGUCUCUGAGUCCAGCAUGAUUAACCUCAUAUGUGUUGGUGAUCAUGCUGGCUGCAGUGUGUGUGCCAGUUCUUAUUCUGCUUUCACUAUCACAGUAUGGACUUUGACCAACUUAAGGGAAAAGAAAUGGAUGAAAUGUUUCACCAUGGAAGACAGCAAGUUCUCGGCUGCUCUUGAUUUUGACAAGCGUCUUCCGCAUGUGCUACCAGAGUUCCCUACCAUCAGCUUGGUUAAGCCUGAUGUUGUUUACUUCCGGUUGAAUGGUGGUAAUAAACUUUUCUGGCUGAUUGAGAUUGACAUGAAGAAGGAAGUGCUGGGGUCAACCAGUCUCUACAUCUUUGAAGAAGAAGAAGAAGAGAAAUGCUCCAUUGACAUGGCCCACUGGAGAUCAUUUCCUGGUUACUCCUUUGUUCCCAGCCCGUUCACCCGAUACUUGGACCAGCAUGCCAUCAGAAGUCUGGAACUCAGCGAGAAGUUACAGAAUAUAAGACUUGAGCAAGCUAAAGAAAAGAUAUUUGUUGAAGAGUGAAGAGCUUAUGCUAGGAAUUGUUCGGCAGAUAGAAGAAACCAGGAAUACUUUUUAGUAUUGGUCUGUCUUGUCUUAAUUUUUUAUUCUGGGUGCAUUGGAAAAGCUUACCUUUCGGGUGUACUUUGGACCAAUUGAUGUAUUUUGUAUAACAGGAUUUCCUCUUCAUAACUAGUAACCAGGUUUACAUCCUUAAUCAA